Colletotrichum higginsianum IMI 349063 is the source of this 1629-nucleotide messenger RNA. RefSeq names its product Gsg2 protein kinase. The transcript is spliced from 2 exons. Gene Ontology annotation, molecular function: ATP binding; histone H3T3 kinase activity. NCBI's taxonomy places the organism in Eukaryota, Fungi, Ascomycota, Sordariomycetes, Glomerellales, Glomerellaceae. Bases 1 to 1629 code for a protein of 542 amino acids. Gene Ontology annotation, biological process: intracellular signal transduction; protein phosphorylation; mitotic cell cycle. The record is from RefSeq and is a predicted model, not a curated record. Gene Ontology annotation, cellular component: cytoplasm; nucleus.
AUGGCUAGAACCACGGCUGCCCGCACGUAUGGCAAGGCCUCGACGAAAGCGAAGGCACGCCGACUCUUUGCCGAGGUCCCUCCUAGUCCGCCACGAAAAUCUGAUGCGGCGAUUUCAGUAGCCAGUGAUGAUGAUUCGGUCAUCAAAAUCACGGAAAAGCUGCACGGCUUUGAGAUUCAAGACGAGGUUUACUCCUCUGAGGACGAACUUUCCAGAGACUUCAACUCCAUUGUUGUUGCACUUCCACCACAACCGGCAAAGUCGGGAUCUCCCAAGCGGGAACUAAAGAAGACCCCAAGAGCGACCAGGUCUGUAGCAACACCAAAAGUCAAGAGGACACUUUCAACCCCGGCAUCCAAGGUUGAAGCACUCGAGACCGAGAUCGCUGAGCCUGUCUCGCCGCCUCACCCCGGCUACCGCGUUCUCACUUGGGAAGAGGUCUGUCCACCGGGAGACACAAUUGAGAAGAUAGCCGAGGCCUCCUACGCCGAGGUUUAUCGAGUCCGUAACGAACGCGGCACGAGCAUCAUCAAGUGCAUCCGCCUCGAGUCACCAAUCAAGGCGCAGACCAAGGCGCAGGAGCGUUCAGGUCUUGUCGAUGAAGAGCCGCAUUCCGAAGACGAUAUGCGUGGUGAGCUGCGCAUAUCCGAGUGGCUCGCCGACAUUCCCGGCUUCGUCAUCUACAAGGAGCGCUACCUUGUGAAGGGCAAAGCGCCCAAAUGCCUCCUGGAGACGCACCAGAGCUUCCAUCGGAAGAUGAAGCGCAAGGAUCCGGACAGGUUGCAGUUUUAUCCCAGUCCGAGCCGCUAUCUGGCCGACACGACGUUCUUGGUGGUGGAAUUGGGUGAUGCGGGAACUGCCCUGGAAGACUUUGAACUGGAGAAUUCGAGUCAGUUGUGGGACAUCUUCUUCCAUGUUGCCAUUGCUCUGGCUAGGGCGGAAGAGAUGGCCUGCUUCGAGCAUCGCGAUCUUCAUGAGGGCAAUCUCUGCAUACGCAAGACAAAAGAGCCCAUGACGCGAGACCCUAAGAAGGCAGCACCCUACUUCGGCUACUCCGGUCUCGAUAUUACGAUUCUGGACUACGGGCUCUCUCGAGCUGAAGACCUCGAGGUCGAAGAGUCAGAUCCUAUUGCGCUCGACCUCGAGAAGGAUCUCAGCAUCUUCACCAGCACCCACGCACCGCAGUGCAAAGUCUACCGCCAAAUGCGGUCCCUUUUGCUGCGUGGCGAACGUGGUCACCUGCCACCGUCGGCUCAUAAAGUCCCCUAUGCCAAGGGGGUUGGCGGCGAGCCUCUUUCGUGGGACGUGUACGUGCCGUACACCAACGUUUUGUGGCUCGCAUACCUUUAUCAGUAUAUGGUCAAGGGAUUCAAGGGCGAGAAGAAGGAUGUCGCGGAAUUCAAGAAAGUCACCAAGGAGAUGUGGAAGUAUCUGGACCCGGAUGCCAAGGCCGGGACGCCAGCGUUUGGUAGUUCGGCCGAGGUUGUCAGGUUCGCGUUCGAAGCCGGGUGGCUUGAUGAGUCGCACUUGAUGGAUAUCGGCGGCGAAGAAAGGGAAGACAGCAUCAUCCUCUCGCGGGAAGAGACGGAGGAGCUGGCACGGCGCAGAUCACCAAGGAAGUUGCGGUGA